Closterium sp. NIES-65 is the source of this 996-nucleotide messenger RNA. The record is from the annotation of a GenBank genome assembly. Lineage: Eukaryota; Viridiplantae; Streptophyta; Zygnematophyceae; Desmidiales; Closteriaceae.
AUGCUCGUAUCCUCAGGACUCGCAGCCCUUGGCUACAUCUAUGUCAACAUCGAUGAUUGCUGGCAAGCAGACUCUCGAGACUCUGAGGGCCGCCUGGCACCAUCCCCGGACGCAUUCCCUUCGGGCAUCAAGGCGCUAGCAGAUUAUGUGCACAGCAAGGGGCUCAAGCUGGGCAUCUACUCCGACGCUGGCAUUCGCACGUGCGCACUCAAGCCGGGCUCACUGUGGCAUGAAGCAGUGGAUGCUGCCACCUUUGCUGAAUGGGGAGUGGAUUAUCUCAAGUACGACAACUGUUCCAAUGAUGGAAGUCCCAGCAAGAAGCGCUAUACGACCAUGCGCAAUGCGUUAGAGGCCACUGGGAGGGACAUUUUCUUCUCGAUGUGCGAAUGGGGACAGGAUCUCCCUGCUCUGUGGGCGUAUGGCGUGGCAGACACGUGGCGCACCACCCGUGACAUCGAGGACACGUGGAGCAGGUGGCCCUCUUGCAGCAUGAUGCGCAUUGCAGACAUCAACAACAAGUGCAUGUGCCAUCACAUGAUGCGCAUUGCAGACAUCAACAACAAGUGGGCCAAAUACGCCAAGCCAGGCGGGUGGAACGACCCGGACAUGCUGCAGGUGGGGAAUGGACACUCCCUCAUUCCCCCUAUCCCCAACCCACCUGGACAUGCUGCAGGUGGGGAACUGACUUCCCCUCUAACAUACCUCCCCCGUUUCCUCCCAACUCUGCCGUUGCUCUUCGUCCCCCACCCACCACCCUUGACAGACCCGGACAUGCUGCAGGUGGGGAAUGGCGGCAUGAGGGAUUCAGAGUAUCGUGUGCACUUCAGCCUCUGGGCCAUCAUGAAGGUACGAUGGGCCAUCAUGAAGGCUCCACUCACAGGCUCCACUCACAGGCUCCACUCACAGGCUCCCACCCACCCGCCUAUCUGCCACCAGGCGCCUCUCCUCAUUGGCUACGCCUUCCGCUUACGUCCUCCCACCAGGCACCCCUCCUGA